Messenger RNA from Coregonus sp. 'balchen', 22074 nucleotides. Lineage: Eukaryota; Metazoa; Chordata; Actinopteri; Salmoniformes; Salmonidae. The record is from the annotation of a GenBank genome assembly.
AUGUUCUACACAGCUGACCACCACAGUGUAUGUGAGUGCCACACCAGGCAGAGCAUCCUCAGAAGACAAAAUGUAGUAGGCCCAAUGUCAUACAUUGACAUGUCAAUUUUAUAAUGACUAGUUUACCAUAAUCUCUCGUGGACAGAUGCAUUUAGUUAACACAAUCGGGCAUUUGACGCAAUAACACGAGAUUUUAGUUCUGGGUGUGAGAGUACCAUCUAGCAUCUAGCUAACUACAUUUAUUUAGUUAUCAAACUAACUACCUAACUUUUAUGGUUGAGGGUGAUGGGAUUUUCUAGCUUCAUAUGUUUUAGGAGUAUUUGGCUUUGAUAAAUUUUUAGCCAGGUGGAUCAUAACAGAUUAGACUGUGUUUAGACAAAACAUUAGUCAAAAUACAUUUGUCCUAGAAAGUAAUUUGGGCACAGGCCACAAGAAGUGUUUUGUUGAAAUCUCAAUGGUGGACAGGGUUGCAAGUUGUAGCUAAAAUGUCUAAUCCAAUAACCAUUCAAACCUGUCCAAAAGGGCUGAAAACAAGCUUAUUUUUUUUCUCCCAUAGCAAGAGAGGAGUUGCCACAUUUAUACAAUAAUUUUUUUCCCCAUAACAUAAUCGAGCCAAUUAAGAAGGAAUAUCAACAUAACUUGUAACAACUUUAGAAGCAAAAUUCGGUUUUCAUCUAAAUUAUCAUUCUUGUGACCUAUGACAUGACAUAAUAAACUAAUUUGAAUAUGUCGCAAGAGAAAAGAUAAUUCACCCUUAUUCGCCAGGUCAUUUUCCAUUAAUGGUUGUCGAUUUAACUUGUUUGACUGCUAUGAUUAAGCAAUAAGGUAUGUCAUAUGGAUAAUAUGCCACGGCUAAGGGCUAUUCUUAAGCAUGACGCAAUGCGGGGUGCCUGGAUACAGCCGUUAGCUGUGGUAUAUUGGCCAUAUACCACAAACCCCCAGGGUGCCUUAUUGCUAGUAUAAACUGGUUACCAACGUAAAAGUCAUUUUUUGUCAUACCCAUGGUAUAUGGUUUGCAUUGUUGGUUAAGGGCUUGUAAGUAAGCAUUUCACUGUAAGGUCUACACCUGUUGUAUUCAGCGCAUGUGACAAAUACCAUUUGAUUUGAUUUGGUCUGAUAUACCACAGCUUUCAGCCAAUCAGCUUUCAGGGCUCGAAUCUGCUUUAUAAUUAUAAACGGGGUGGUUUGAGCCCUGAAUUCUGAUUGGCUGAAAGCCAUGGUAUAUCAGACCGUAUACCACAGGUAUGACAAAACAUUUAGUUUUACUGCUCUAAUUACGUUGGUAACCAGUUUAUAAUAGCAAUAAGGCUCCUCUGGGGUUUGUGAUAUAUGGCCAAUAUACCACGGCUAAGGGCUGUGUCCAGGCACUCCGUGUUGAGUCAUGCUUAAGAACAGCCCUUAGCCGUGUUAUAUUGGCCAUAUACCACACCUCUGGCCUUAUGCUUCAAUAAAUCCCUUUUGCGCAUGUACAUAACUGUAGAUAUAUCUGAAAGGGGAGUUUGAGUGAUGAAAGUUGGACAGAGGAGCUCAAUCUCUGAGCAAGAAACACCUGGACAAACUUUUAAAAAAUGAAUGUUAGGCUAUUUUCUCGCAAUUGUGCCAUUAUUAUGUGCCAGUUAAGACUACAAACAGUUAUAAAUGGCCCAUUUGCGAGAUUGACUUGUUAGUUCAAUAGGCAUAGGCUACAGACAAAAAUCUGGGUUUAUGAUUGUAUUUCAACUUGCCAUGGUUUGCUUGGAUAGAUGCAGGUAGCCUAUAGCCCCUGAUAGGCCUACAUGAGUAACCUAGGCAAGAUGUAAACUGAACUAUUUAGCAGCUUGCUUAGUUCAAAUUAACAGACUAAUUUAUUCAACAUGAAUAGUUAGGCGAUUUUCGAGGUAAGUGCUUGUGUUUUCCAAUAGCCUGCUGGAAUAGGCUGAGGAUGGGGUCGUAAUUUCAAUCACUGAAUUAAAUAUUAAUAAUAUGUAUAUGAACUGAAUAUGCUUGUCAACAACAGCCAGUGUUAUUUAUUUAUAUAUAUAAUAUAUAUAUAUAUAUUAACCUGUAGCCUAAUCUGACUGACUGUUAAAUCAAUCUAAUGCUUCUAACAACUGAUCGGCAAUUGCGAUAGAGCUUUGAUAACUUCCAAUUUAAUUAACUGAACAUGGCCAUUAUGAAUUGCAUAAUAACACAAGGUUAAAACAACAAUACACUCAAGUUAUAUGCUAUUUAUUAAAUCCGUUUGCCAGCUCCAGGUAGGCUACACAAGUGGCACAAAUUGAUUUACAAUGACUCGUCAUUUCAACAUAUUUAUUGUUUUGAAUGGUAGCCUACAAUGGCAUAUAAAAGUAUAGGCUACUUGAUGGCCAACAGAUACAAAUGUAUCAUUUGCCACAUUUUAAUGUCAGUUUCAUUAAGGACUUUUCCCCAUAACAGAAGCACGCGAAGGAGUUCCAUAACUUCCAUUUCAAAUGUCCACUCGCGCAUAAUGACAAGUUAAAUAGCCUUCCUACAACUGGUAAAAAGUUGUCAAGACAUGCGUGUGUGCUGCUUUGUCUCAUCUCACUCACGUGACCCAGCCAAUAAUGGACUAAGCUCUCUCAACACACACACACCCCUCCGGCCCUCCCCACCACUCAGCAACAGCCUCACUGCCUGAUAGUCAGCAGCAGCAGGUCACACGCAACAUGCAAGCAAAACAUUUUCACCCGCGACAUCGUUUUUCAAAGUAGCCCAAUUUUGCAAUAAAAAACUGCGAAAAUAGCCACCCUGACGGUGGAGUUCAUUUUGCAUGGCCUGGUGCCCCGGGUGGUUGGAGAUUUCACUUAGGGACCAAUGGAAUAGUCUAAAAUUAGCUAACUCUGCCACCCGGGGCACCAGGCCAUGCAAAACUAACUCGACCACGACCCAUCCCUUCUAGUAAUGUGAUGAAUGUCUAUGGGGCUUCCAGUUGGCAAAGUGUAAUAGAGUACCACCACAGAGUUUGUAAACCCAGAGGCGCAACAUCGCAAGACUUCUGGGAAAGCUUGCGAAACAGACCAAGCAGUCCAGGCCGGGGUUUGGGGUUUGAAAAGUCAAUGAGAGAAGUGAAAAAUUCUUCCUUGGUUGUUAAUUUUGUCAAUCUAAAUGCACAAUCUAGAUUCGAGCCAAUGUCUUAAGUAGUUCAACAUGUUAUUACUCUAAUCUUGUUAAAGUGAAAAACAGAUUUGAUGGCCUGCACAUGCACAGUUCGGCGCGAGACGACCGUUAGACCCGAUGACGUGUUUCUGCGUAUGAGCUUAGCUAGCCAACUUCUCCAUGACAUCGCCUACAAGUGUGAUCAGGGAUUUCUAUUGGAGAAGCAGUUUCUGCCUAUCUUCAUACUGUACUGUCUUUGAUACCACAGUGUUUUCGUUGUAAUACCCAUAAAACCUUGCGGUCAAACACGGAAAUGGUUGCAAUAAUUUUUUCGCCAUUCAUUUCUUCCUAUAGGGGAUUUUAGAACUACUUCCAACAAGGUCUGUUUCAUGUACGCUUUCCCUGGCGGGACUUUUUGACAACCGUGUAGAGUGGACAGACGGAAACCACUCCUCAGUAAAAGGCACAUGACAGCCCACUUGGAGUUUGCCAAAAGGCACCUAAAGGACUCUCAGACCAUGAGAAACAAGAUUCUCUGGUCUGAUGAAACCAAGAUUGAACUCUUUAACGAACACAUUCUCUCUCUCUCUCCGUAGACAUGAUGGAAGAACUGCACAGCCUGGACCCUCGACGGCAGGAGCUGCUUGAGGCUCGCUUCACAGGAGCCGGAGUGGCCAAGGUCUGUCUCUCCAUUCAAUUGUGUCUGCAUCCAUUCUGUGUGUGUGACAGUGCUGCCCUGGCAUCCAGCUUCCUGUGUAUCAAUCAUCAUCUGUCUCAGUAGCACUCCAUGGCAAGGCACCCCACCAGGCACACCCACCCACCCACCCAAUAAUGGAAUAGUCAGCAAGUCAAGGACAAGGAGCCCUACUGCUUGAUGUUACCAAGGGCCUGUGUUGCUAAUUAAAGUACAUUCCAACCCCAAAUGAAUAGGGAAGACAGACUCUCACCAUAUUAAGUAAUUUCAUUCACUUUCAUUUUGGGUUAGCUGGAAUUAGGGUACACAGAAGGUGUGGUAGACUGCUUUUGAGGUCUGACAAACUUUCAUUUUGAUACUAGUUCAGUUGCUACUGUCACAAUAAAUAACACACAACGUUUAUGCCUGAAACUUGUUUAUAUAUAUAUACACUGCUCAAAAAAAUAAAGGGAACACUUAAACAACACAAUGUAACUCCAAGUCAAUCACACUUCUGUGAAAUCAAACUGUCCACUUAGGAAGCAACACUGAUUGACAAUACAUUUCACAUGCUGUUGUACAAAUGGAAUAGACAACAGGUGGAAAUUAUAGGCAAUUAGCAAGACACCCCCAAUAAAGAAGUGGUUCUGCAGGUGGUGACCACAGACCACUUCUCAGUUCCUAUGCUUCCUGGCUGAUGUUUUGAUCACUUUUGAAUGCUGGCGGUGCUUUCACUCUAGUGGUAGCAUGAGACGGAGUCUACAACCCACACAAGUGGCUCAGGUAUUGCAGCUCAUUCAGGAUGGCACAUCAAUGCGAGCUGUGGCAAGAAGGUUUGCUGUGUCUGUCAGCGUAGUGUCCAGAGCAUGGAGGCGCUACCAGGAGACAGGCCAGUACAUCAGGAGACGUGGAUUUUGUGAUUUCCUGAUGAGGUGGCGGAUGGUCUCCUGAGGGAUCUCCUCCCAGACCUGGACUAAAGCAUAAUUACAUAAUUACAUUCACACCCCUGAGUCAAUACUUUGUAGAAGCACCUGGUGGCAAUUACAGCUGUGAGUCUUUUUGGGUAAAUCACUAAGAGCUGUGCACACGUGGAUUAUACAAUAGUUGCCCAUUUAGAAAUUCUUCAAGCGCUGUCAAAUUGGUUGUUGAUUAUUGCUAGAAGACCAUUUUCAGGUCUUGCAAUAGAGUUUUAAGUAGAUUUAAGUCUAAUCUGUAACUCGACUAUUCAGGAACAUUUCACUGUUUUCUUGGAAAGCAACUCCAGUGUAGAUUUGGCCUUGUGUUUUAGGUUAUUGUGCUGCUGAAAGGUGAAUUCAUCUCCCAGUGUCUCGUGGAAAGCCUUCUGAACCUGUGCUUAUAGCUGUAUUUCGUUUCUUUUUAUCCUAAAGAACUCUAGUUCUUGCCGAUGACAAGCAUACCCAUAACAUGAUGCAGCCACCACCAUGCUUGAAAAUAUGACCGGUGGUACUCAAUGAAGUGUUGUUUUGGCUUUGCCCCAAACAUAACGCUUUGUAUUCAGCACAAAAAGGUUUUAAAAUGUAAAAAGGUCCAUUUAAAAUUCAGUCUGUAACACAGCAAAAUGUGGAAAAAGUAAAGUGGUGUGAAUACUUUCUGAAAUCAUUGCAGCACAUAGAAGCAUUUGACAUCCAUUUUCUUGUUGACCAAUGUGUUGUUGUUUCCUCCAGGGUUCAGGAAUAAACGAGUCGUCCAACCAGAGCCUGUGCAGCGUGGGCUCUCUGAGCGACAAGGAGCUGGAGGUCAGUAUGACUACACACCUGUGCGUGUGGCGGUGAAGGAGGACACUUUAUUUUUUAUGAGCAUGGCCUUAUUUCUAGUACAGCAUAUUGGAUGACUCAUUCAUAUUCCAUUAACCCAGCUCAAUGUAACAUCGAUAAGAUUAGGCUACUACAUGAUACUAAAAUGUUCAUGUAUACCAAUCAUGAGGUCGCUACAACAGGUAGAGAGAGAAAUAUGAGUAAUCCAGACAGUGAUACAUUCAAUACCACCUUGCACACUCUUGCCUGCGUCUAGCUGAUCUAGGGUGCAAUUAUUAGUCCAACAGUUGCAAACAAGAGUUUCUAUUGGACAAAUUCAGGUAUGUUUAUCCCUGUUUGGUUCCGCUUGCAAUUGUUUUUCAAAAGAAUCGGCAGAAUAAAUACACCCUGAUCACCCGCACACAGAGUUCACUUUCAUAGCAGCCACAUACAAACAGCAUGAUCACAUAAUUCCUUCUCACAUCUAUUCACUCUCCUCCUCUCACCUUUGCCCUUUGCUUGUGGACUUCAGUGCACAACAAAUCAGCUGUCUGUGACCAGGCAAAAUUAACGCCAAGCCAAACCUUCAUAUCGUAACCGCUAACCUCUACACACAGCCUACAUCAUUAUCACCAAACUGUAUUAGCGAACAUCAUAGUCAACAUAGCUACUAGAACUAACGCGUUAGUAAACCCGCUACAAUCAUGCAGUACAGUCAGCAAGCAGUUUAGCAGUUACAUCGGCGGGGCCCCGGUGGUAAUAAAUUAAUACAACCAAAAGCUUACCUUGACCUUGGAAGAGUUCCAGUGUUGGAUAGCCAUAGCCAGCUAGCUAACAUAGCAUCCCUCUCUGUUUGAACCGGGUGUUUGAGUAGGCUAAACUAGCUCGCUGCAUUCGCUAGCAAAGUGAAAACAAUACUACUAAAUAUAGCUUGCUCUCUCUCCCUCUCUUGCUUCUCCUUAAUUUUUUUAUUAAUAAUUUUGUUCAAAACUGUUUAAUCUUUAAUCAUGUUAUGUACUGCAGUGCUAGCUAGCUGAAGUUAAUGCUUUCAGUACUAGAUUCAUUCUCUGAUCCUUUGAUUGGGUGGACAACAUGUCAGUUCAUGCUGCAAGAGCACUUAUAGGUUGGAGGGCAUCCUACGGAAGUUGUCAUAAUUACUGUGGAAGUCUGUGGAAGGGGGUGAGAACCAUGAGCCUCCUAGGUUUUGUAUUGAAGUCAAUGUACCCAGAGGAGGACGGAAACUAGCUGUUCUCCGGCUACAACAUGGUGCUACCCUACAGACUGCUGUUGAGGCUACUGUAGACCUUCAUGGCAAAACAGUUUGUUUUAUUAAAUUAUUUGCUAACGUGAAUAUAUUUAUUAUAGUUUUAUCUAAAAAUGAUAACUUUUUUCAAUGUAACUUUUUAUUUUUAUUAAAUUCACUGAGGAGGAUGGUCCUCCCCUUCCUCCUCUUAGGAGCUUCCACGUGCAUGUACACACACACACAAUUCAGUCCCAUUCAAAAUACUAUUUUCCCUAACCUUAAACCUAGCCCUAGCUCCUAACCCUAACCCUAGCUCCUAAACCUAAUUCUAACCUGAACCAUAAACCCCCUAGAAAUAGCAUUUGACCUUGUGGGGACUAACAAAAUGUCCCCAGUUGGUCAAAUGUUUGUUUGUUUACUAUUCAUGUGGGGACUUCUAGUCCCCACACAUAUAGUUAAACACACACACACACACACACACACACACAAUCAAUGGAAAUUAGGUAACCCAGAAAAGAGGGACACAAGUUAUUCUGUAGUUGUCUUUCUUCCAAUGGUGUGUACUGUGGGAUCCCUUUGCUUAGACACCAGAGAAGAAGCCCAGUGACCAGAGAACCAGGAAGAGGAAAGGAGAGCAGUACGAUAAGGGAGGCGCAAGAAGUCACAAAAUUAGCGAUUACUUUGAGGUGAGUGAAAAAUUCAUGACGUGCGCAGCUUUCUUGCUAACAUAUGGCUUACCUGCAUGUGAAGCACUUUAAUUAACGCUCUUGAUUUGAAAUACAUCAUUUCUUCAGACUCUUUGUCUGUGCUUGUACAUUCAUCCUUCAAUUGUUCAAUCAUUUCUCUCUGUUUCUCUCGCGCGCACGUGCUUUGGCUCAGUUUGCCGGUGGUAGUUGCCCUGCUACCAGUCCGGCGUGGGGCAUCCCUCCCCUGGUGCUCUCUUCCUCUCAACACUCACACUCUAACCCCCCAGUGGCGGUGAGCACCAGCUCUCUUUAUGCUCCCUCACUUAACGACUAACAUAACUAUCAGUGUAGAUCAAUGGGAACAGUCUGAAAUGUCUCUCCCCCCUUCUUUCUCAUUAGGUUCAGCAGGGCAGUCCGUCAUCCACCGGCUCAGCAGCUCCCGCCGAGCCCUCCUCUUCCUCCUCCUCCAGCUCUCUGAAGCCUGCUCUACUCCACUCCUCCUCCUCGUCCUCCUCCUCGUCCUGCCACAAAUCUACUCAGGUAAACAGCCCUGCCUGGCCUGGCCUCCCAACUUACCUGACAUGGCUAGAUAGGGUGGUCUCCCCUGGCACAGCUCACAUCCACCUCUGCCAUAUUAGAAUGCGCUGUUGUUGUGCCACUCCAUACUAGGCAGUUGAAGUAAUCCUAUCCUUAACUUGGAAAUAAUUGGAAAGCUGGUUAUUGACCACCAGCCUAACUACGCAUUUGUUGAUUAAUCAACCCUAUUGAUGGAUGCAUUGUCCCUUCUGUCAUUAGUGCCUUUUCUAUUAACUUUUCUCAAACCCCACUCUCUCUCUCUCUCUGUCUCUCCAGUCGGACUUGACGCUUGAGAAGCUGACAGCAUUAGAGAACAACAAGAACUCUGACCUAGAGAAGAAGGAGGGACGGAUAGACGACUUACUGAGGGUAAGACAUUGUUUCACAUCUUUAUCUCUUUCUACGGAUUUGGAGUUACUCGGUAGAAUAAAAACUUUUGUACGUUUUAUCACAGGUGUGUAGGAGAAUCCAAAAUGUUUAAUGUGACCAAAACGUUGCUUGUUUAUUUGCAAAUCAUCUGAGUUUACCUUUUUUGUCUAAUUACAUCUCCCCAGCUUGUCAAAUGAUAUCUCCCGAGUGGCGCUGUGCCACUAGAGAUCCUGGUUCGAAUCCAGGCUCUGUCAUAGCCGGCCGCGACCGGGAGACCCAUGGGGCGGCGCACAAUUGGCCCAGCGUCGUCCAGGGUAGGGGAGGGAAUGGCUGGCAGGGAUGUAGCUCAGCUGGUAGAGCAUGGCGUUUGCAAUGCCAGGGUUGUGGGUUCGAUUCCCACGGGGGGCCAGUAUGAAAAGAAAAAAAUGUAUGCACUCACUAACUGUAAGUCGCUCUGGAUAAGAGCGUCUGCUAAAUGACGUAAAUGUAAAUGUUGGGUAGUUACUUUGAUAGUAGCUGUAGGUGUCUGAUAACUAGGGUUGCAAAAUUACUACUGAUAACUGUAUACAAACACACAUUGUUUUUUUAGGCUAACUGUGACCUGCGACGCCAGAUAGACGAGCAACAGAGGGCGCUGGAGCGGUGCAAGGAGCGCCUCAACAAGUGUGUGACCAUGAGCAAAAAGCUGCUUAUCGAGAAGGUGAGUGUCUGUAUUUCCAUGGGCACCCUUGGUCCUAAAUGUCCAAACAACAAACUGAUAUGGUCAAACUUCAAAACUAGCAGUACUUGGUGCAAAAUCGAUGCUGAGUGGCAUAAGGGUCUGUUCACACAGCAGAAGAAGCACAACCUGGCUCAAGAUAAAUUCUAACCCUGGAGUACUAGCUACCUGGUAGUUAAAAUGGCAAUUCCACCACUUCAACCUCAUUUUAGUUAUCUCCAGCACAAUACCAGUGUGUACAUAUGUGAAAAUGGUGCAUUUCUAUGUUUUGUUGGAAAAAAAUAUCAAGUUAUAAAGUUCUACCCGAUGACAUCGUCAAAAGUUAAAACAGUGAUUUUUAAAACGUGAGUUUCACAGUUAGACCCUCCCUCUGGCUAGAAACUCAUUGCAGGUUUUGAAAAUCACUCUUUUUAUUACUUCCCAGAACCAUUUUUUAGGACCUUAUCUUUUUAACCAUAGAUCAUAGAAACGUGCCAUUUUCACAUAUGUAGACAAUGGUAUGGUGUUGAAGAUAAUGAUUAUGAGGUUGAAAAGUGGCAGAAUUGCCCUUUAAUUAAUUGGCGAGAGGUUCAUAGGUCAAAAUCAGAUCCUGAUUAGAAUUAAAGAAUUGUAAUCAGCUGUGUGUGUGUGUGUGUGUGUGUGUCCAGUCGAAGCAGGAGAAGAGGACGUGCCGGGACAAAAGCAUGCAGGACCGCCUGCGACUGGGCCACUUCACCACCGUGAGACACGGAGCCUCCUUCACCGAGCAGUGGACUGACGGAUACGCCUUCCAGAACCUCAUCAAGUCAGUACAAACACACACUCUCAACCUCUUCAAGUGAACACACACACAGCUUAGAGACACACAUACAUACACUGUACACCCAACACAUAGAAAUCAAUAGAAUAACUAUGAUUUCUAUGGUCCAGCACUGUGCCACCCUCACUGCCCCUCAUUGUGUCUGCCUCUCUGUGUGUGUGUUCCCAGGCAGCAGGAGAGGAUAAACUCUCAGAGGGAGGAAAUAGAGAGACAAAGGAAGCUGCUGGGUAAGAGGAAGCCCUCCACCUCCUCCAACACCACCACCACCACCACGGCCCAGAGCCUCACCCUCCUCACCACCCCCAACACCAUGGAGCCUCCAACCACCCCCAACAGCUCCGGCACCAACAAACGCAAGAACAAGAGCAACGGACAAGACAACGAAGCGUAAGGAAGAAUUGUACCUUUGGCUUAUCUUUGAGUGGGUCAUGUUCAUUCGGAAACAAAAUGGAAGAAAACAUAGGGAAACGGGGAGGGACUACCUGAAUUUGUCCAGUAAGAAAGACUCCUUUUCAUUUUCUGUUGCAAAAUGUUUUCCCUUGAGUGUCCUUAUGAACACGACACAGAUAUAGGGAAAAGGGUGUCCCAAUCCCAAAUCGACCCUAUGCCCUUGUAGGAAUUUGAGACUAUUUAAUUGAUAUAGGUAAUAUGGUGAAACUUCCACCUAGCCUAUCAGAGGACAAGUUGGAGCUAUUACGAUAUUGCUUACACCUGUUAAAUCCAUUCAGAUCUCCACAAGUACAGAGGGUCUAGAGGUCAAUUUGGGAUUUGGCCAGUGUUGUUGACUUAUGUCAAGCCCCCACAGUAUGAGUUUGGAACGAUAGUGGCACGAUUCAUGUGUCGCAGCAAUUUUUCAUGACCUUUAGGUCAUUCACGAAAAACAGUCGCACACUACUCCGCGGCUGUCCUACCUUAUCGGUGACUAAAACCAGACUGUUGCCCUUUGCCUCCCUCCAUAGGAUCCAUGAGAUUUAACAAUAACGUUUGACCGAAUGUAAACUUCCUGCCUCCCCCCAUUGUCUCACUCAGUAACUUUCCAUACACAUAGUUUUAUCCACCCUCCAUUGACACCAACAUAUACAUUCAUUAUACAUGUAAAGUAAUCAAUAAGUUCUAGUAUGGUAUCAUGAAUAAGUCUAUUUCAAGCUAGAAUCCAACAAGGGUAAAAUAUGCACAUCCAAGUUGUUCAGGUGCAAGCUUCCACACAGGUGUAGCUGGUCCAUUAAUUAAGCACCUAACUGGGACAGUGUUCAGUAGACACGAAACAAAAUAAGAUUACUUUGUUUUAAAGUUGACCCUUUGUCUUUGAACCACACAGGUUGUCGCUUGCAGAAUAUCACGAGCAGGAGGAGAUUUUCAAACUUCGGCUUGGGCAUCUAAAGAAGGUACUGUCCUCCUUUCGCUGUCAUCUCUGCAAGAAACAUAGGAGAAAUGCAAUACACAAUAAAUCCAAACAAUACUGUCAUCAGACUAACAAGUGUGUGUGUGUCUCCUGUAGGAGGAGGCAGAGAUCCAGGCAGAGCUGGAGAGGUUGGAGCGUGUCAGGAACCUCCACAUCCGGGAGCUAAAGAGGAUCCACAACGAGGACAACUCCACGUACGCUCCCCUUUGCCUUCAUCUCUUUUUCUGCAUUCCAUUCCAAUUACCAAACUCGUUCUCACUGCAAAGCACUAGCACACCUGAUUUAUGCCCCGCACAUUGACUCUGUACCGGUACCCCCUGUAUAUAGCCUCCCUACUGUUAUUUUAUUUUACUGCUGCUCUUUAAUUAUCUGUCAUUUGUAUUUUUUACUGAUCUAUUUUUUUUAUUAACUGCAUUGUUUUUUAAGGGCUUGUAAGUAAGAAUUUCACUCUACGGUCUAGGUCUACACCUGUUGUAUUCGGCGCAUGUGGCAAAUAAAAUUUGAUUUGAUUUGAUCAUGGUCCCAAAGAUUAAAGGCAGGUUGAUGUUUAUUGUCAUGAAUCUUGCCCUGUAGGCAGAACUGAGAGAUUUCCGCUAGCUGGGCCAGCUGUAAAGUCAAAAUUGGCUAUAUUGUAAAAAUUCAUGAAAACAAAAAUGUAACCUUAAUUUAAGGUUAGGGUUAGGCAUCAGAGUUGGCAGUGUGGUUGGGGUUAAAAUACGAUUUGAUGACUUUGUGGCCACACCAGAUAGUGACCACUCUGCAGAGCUUUAUCCAGGGAAAGAUUCAUGACAAUAAAUACCAACCUGCAGAUUGAAGACCUUGAUUAUUUGAAUCUAGUGUGUUUAGUGCUGGGCUGGAGCAAAAGCUAGCACAUCCUGUAGCUCUCCAAGACCAGCCAGAGUACACAACAUUUGGAGUGGGCUGUCCUGUUGUAUGUUUAUCAUCCUGGAAUGUAGCAUGUACCUGUUCCUUUGAUCAAUCCUCAUUCAGAAAUUGACCUGUGGUCUCCCCCUCUCAUCAGAUUUAAAGACCACCCCACGUUGAACGACCGAUACCUGCUAUUAUAUCUGCUGGGACGAGGUGGCUUCAGUGAAGUCUACAAGGUGACCACUUUUAGGCUUGGUGUCAGUAAACGUCAGCAAAGAACUAAAGAAAAUUGUUGCCAACAUCACCGUCACUGACUCUAGAUAACAUGAAAACAGUCUAACCAGCUCUGCCAGGGCAAGUAAAAUGGUCAGUGUGGUGUUGUCGCAUUUGUUUCUGGAAGUUGCUAGCAAACUAGCCAACGUUAGCCAGUUAGCUUGGGUGCUCAACUGCCGUUGUGAGAUUAGAACGCUCAGAUUAACCCUACUUCUUGGCCAGAGCGUCCAGUGUUUGCUCUAAGCGCUCAGAGUGAACGAACAAUCUGACAACGCUCAGAAUUUACGAACGACCCAGAGCGCACUCUGUAACACUGGAGGCAAUUUACGAAGUCCAUCCAUCCAUCCAUGCUAUGAACUGAAUAUUGCUCUAUAUCAUUCCAUUGGUUUGGUCUGACUCUGUAUUUACUCUGUGUUCAUCCCUAGGCCUUUGACCUAACCGAGCAGAGAUACGUGGCGGUUAAGAUCCACCAGCUCAACAAGAACUGGAGGGACGAGAAGAAGGAAAACUACCACAAGUAAGGAAGCCUGCGGCUGGGCGGCCAUGUUGUGUCCGCCAAACAGCCCUCGCAGUGCACAGGAUAAUCAUUUGAAGUAGACUGGAAAGCACUUAAUGGAAAACGAGUUUGAUAUACUGCUGUUGGCGGUUUUAUCAUAUACAAUGCAGUUUCUCGCUUUUUACUUUAGAUUUGAGUAAAUAAUUGCUGCCUUCUCAAGGAAAUCAUCCAAGAGAAAUUCUAAGAUAAUUGACGCUACAAUAUUCUUAGAAGUAAGGUAAUACUAGUAAAUCAGUUGUGUUAUGCGUACAGAAAAUGUUGCCUCCAGUCGUUGGCAGUGUUUUAAAUAUUUGGCUCUGCCCAUAAAAUAAAGGCUUUGAACUUAAUCACACACAAACUCCUUGGAUGGUUAAUGCAUAUUUGGUUGAUGUAAUACCCCCUUAUUCUGUACAUCCAAUAUCCGGUUGUUGGGAUUUUCCACGAUGUUCUUGGCUGUAUAUCUUCAUGUGACUGCUUAGGUCCGACGCUGUAGACAUCUUCUCUGUGUGUGUGUGUGUGUACUGUGUUAAAUCACUACAGUAUUUGACCUUAGUGCAUUCAUGUUUGUUUCAGGCACGCCUGCAGAGAGUACAGGAUCCACAAGGAACUGGACCAUCCCCGAAUAGUCAAACUGUAUGACUAUUUCUCACUGGACACAGACUCGUAAGUCACUCAAUCACUAACUCAUUGAUGAAUAGGAACUUUCAUCCCUGCCUUUAUUCGUAGGCAAUCUAGUCAAUUUAGCCCUUAGUUCUGUGUCUGUAUGGUGCUUCCCAUUUUAUUAUAUGGUUUUCUCCUAAUUUUAAAAGGCUUUAAUGUGUGUGUUCUCCACCCCAGGUUCUGCACAGUACUGGAGUUCUGCGAGGGCAACGACCUGGACUUCUACCUGAAGCAGCACAAGCUGAUGUCUGAGAAGGAGGGCCGCUCCAUCAUCAUGCAGAUCGUCAACGCACUCAAGUACCUCAAUGAGAUCCGCCCGCCCAUCAUCCACUAUGACCUCAAGCCAGGUCUGUCAUGCCACGGUCCCUGACAACCCUUACCCUAACCAACCCCUGAUAAUCCUAACCUAAAUCGUUGUGGCAGUAGGCUUGUGCUGUGCAGGAGUGACCGGGUCAAAUAUAUACAGUACCAGUCAAAAGAUUGGAAACAAGUACUCAUUCCAGGGUUUUUCUUUAAUUUUACUAUUUUCUACAUUGUAGAAUAAUAGUGAAGACAUCAAAACUAUGAAAUAACACAUAUGGAAUCAUGUAGUAACCAAAAAAGUGUUAAACAAAUCAAAAUAUAUUUUAUAUUUGAGACUUCAAAUAGCCACCCUUUGCCUUGACAGCUUUGCACACUCUUGGCAUUCUCUCAACCAGCUUCAUGAGGUAGUCACCUGUAAUGCAUUUCAAUUAACAGGUGUGCCUUCUUAAAAGUUAAUUUGUGGGAUUUCUUUCCUUCUUAAUGCGUUUGAGCCAAUCAGUUGUGUUGUGACAAGGUAGGGGUGGUAUACAGAAGAUGGCCCUAUUUGGUAAAAUACCAUGUUCAUAUUAUUGCAAGAACAGCUCAAAUAAGCUAAGAGAAACACCAGUAAAUCAUUAAUUUAAGACAUGAAGGUCAGUCAAUACGGAAAGUUUCUUCAAGUGCAGUCGCAAAAACCAUCAAGCGCUAUGAUGAAACUGGCUCUCAUGAGGACCGCGACAGGAAUGGAAGACCCAGAAUUAACUCUGCUGCAGAGGAUAAGUUCAUUAGAGUUACCAGCCUCAGAAAUUGCAGCCCAAAUAAAUGCUUCUGAGUUGAAGUAACAGACACAUCUCAACAUCAACUGUUCAGAGGGGACUGUGAGAAUCAGGCCUUCAUGGUCAAAUUGCUGCAAAGAAACCACUACUAAAGGACACCAAUAAGAAGAAGAGACCUGCUUGGGCCAAGAAACAUGAGCAAUGGACAUUAGACCGGUGGAAAAACCCUUGAAUGAGUAGAGUAGGUGUGUCCAAACGUUUGACUGGUACUGUAUAUGUCAAACACUUGACGGUAUUUGAGGUGCACUAGAUUUAGCUUGGAUUUUACACCUUUGGGACUAUUCCAUUGGUUCGACUUGCAAACUAAAUAGAGCGCAGCUUAUUUGAAAGUAUUUGAUUGUGUUUGACCCUGCUGUGACGUCCAAGCAUAUCUGGGUAUUAAAUUAGCCGGUCCACUAUAGUCUUCCCUUUUUAUAGGAUUUUGUAGCAGACACCAAAUAAAGUUCAAGGUAAAAUGUAUGUAUCAUAUGCAAUGUUCCCUCUAAUUUUUUUCAGCACUGAGCAAAUUUCAGGUCUGCUGAGCUCAAACUUGAACGUUGUGAAAAUUCUGUGCAACUUCCAGCACGCGUUUACUGUAAACACUGAGGCUGUACCCGCUUUUAGUUAGUUUUAAGUGGCCGAGUAGGCUACUGUGGCUAUUUUAUCAUAACAUAGGCCUACCAGAGUGGCCUACCAUCAACUAUGGCGAAAAUGCAUCCCAUAACAUUUUAACAUGGAAAUAGCUGUUCUAUCAUUCAGCCUAAAGUAGCAGCCAAUGUGUGGUGUUCAAUGUAGACCUACAUUCCAUGAGACUUUUGGAAAAAAAACAUGCAGGGCUUGACAUUAACCCAUUUAUCCACUUGAGGUGACUUAAAAUGUUUUUUGAUGCAAGAAACCACUUUACAAAAUAUAUUACGUUAUUAUUCCCAUACCAUUAUUACUGAGAAUUAGACAAAUUAUGCUACCCUUUGCCUAUUGGUUACUUAGCUUAUUCAAGCCUGUCUCAAAAUACAACACUGCCUUUAAUACAAAAAAAAAAGCUCUUUACCUGACUCUCUUUUCAAAGAUGUCUAGAAAUGUAUACGUUUUGUGCUCUUGUAGGAAGCAAUCCCUCCCCUAAUGCUGACUACAAAUGAUCUAUAACUGGGCUAAUAACUAACUAGCAAAGGAUAUUAGCAAAAUGUGCACACAUGGCAACAUGCAGCUCUCACUUUGAGUAAGUAAGUGGCACAGAUUCGUAUACGGCAGUGGUCUAUUUGUAUAUAGGCCUACUGCAGCUCUGAUUGGUUAUACCGCACCGGUCUGUGUAGAGUACGGGCUAAGUCGUGCGUGUCAAUGCAAUAGAAUCCUACUCCAUGCAUUCUGCCUACAACAAAAUCUCUUGCAUAGUUAGUUUUGUUUCGGUAUGUUGCAUUGAAAGUGACUAAUAUUGCGUUGAUUCAAUCACAAUUGCCACAGUAAAGGGAAACAUUGAUAGUGUUAACUAACAGGGAAAACUUUAGAAAGUUGAGUAAAGUUCAAUCUCAUGCUUCUCUCCGUGGGCUGAUAUUGUAUUUCUUCUGCGCGGCAGUCUCCGCUUCUGCGCACCCACGCAACGCAUGCAACUUAGAGGGAAUAUUGACCAUAUGUAUGAAAUACAAUGAACUGCUUACUCACAAAUUACCUCUCAAUAAUCAAAAGAUUCAUCACAAUGUGUGUUUGACUACAUUUCCCAUAUCUCCCUCUCCAUAGGCAACAUCCUCUUGGUGAACGGCACGGCAUGCGGCGAGAUCAAGAUCACCGAUUUCGGCCUGUCCAAGAUCAUGGACGACGACAGCUACAACUCUGUGGACGGGAUGGAGCUGACCUCCCAGGGAGCAGGGACUUACUGGUACGCACUUACACACACACUUGCAAGCACACAUACACGUGUGCAAGCAAAACACACACAUACACACAAAGUUUCCAUUGCUGACUGUUGUAACAUUCACACACUCAAUCUACAUUGAAAAAAAUAUAUACAUUUUACAUGCAACAAUUUAAAAGAUUUUACUGAGUUACAGUUCAUAUAAGGAAAUCAGUCAAUUGAAAUUCAGCAGGCCGUAAUCUAUGGAUUUCCUUAUGAUCUGUUGGUCACAUAUACUGUAUCUUUUUAAAAAAAGGUAGGGGCUUGGAUCAGAAAACCAGUCAGUAUCUGGUGUGAACACCAUUUGCCUCAUGCAGCGCGACACAUCUCCUUCGCAUAGAGUUGAUCAGGCUGUUGAUUGUGGCCUGUGGAAUGUUGUCCCACUCCAAUGGCUGUACGAAGUUGCUGGAUACUGGCGGGAACUGGAACACGCUGCCAUACACAUCGAUUCAGAGCAUCCCAAACAUGCUCAAUGUGUGAGUAUGCAGGCCAUGGAAGAACUGGGACUUUUUCAGCUUCCAGGAAUUGUGUACAGAUCCUUGCGACAUGGGGCCGACAUGGCGACGGAUGAAUGGCACGACAAUGGGCCUCAGGAUCUCAUCACGGUAUCGCUGUGCAUUCAAAUUGCCAUCAAUAAAAUGCAAGUGUGUCGUUGUCCGUAGCUUAUUCCUGCCCAUAGCAUAACCCCACUGCCACCAUUGGGCACUCAGUUCACAACGUUGACAUCAGCAGACCUCUCACCCACAUGACGCUAUACACACUGUCUGCCAUCUGUCUGGUACAGUUGAAACGGAUUCAUCCUUGAAGAGCACACUUCUCCAGGGUGCCAGUGGCCAUCGAAGGUGAGCAUUUGCCCACUGAAGUCUGUUACGACGCCAAACUGCAGUCAGGUCAAGACCCUGGUGAGGACGACGAGCACACAGAUGUCCUUCCCUGAGACGGUUUCUGACAGUUUGUGCAUGGAACAUUUCUGGGAUCUUUUAUUUCAGCUCAUGAAACAUGAAACCAACAUGUUUACAUGUUGCGUUUAUAUUUUUGUUCAGUAUAAUUUACUAACUAAUUAUAAUGCCCCCUCUGCAGGUACCUGCCCCCAGAGUGUUUUGUGGUGGGGAAGGAGCCCCCCAAGAUCUCCAACAAGGUGGACGUGUGGUCGGUGGGGGUCAUCUUCUACCAGAGCCUCUACGGACGCAAGGUAAACACACAACGCUUGAAUUGAUUCCCCUUCGCACACUGUGUGUCCUUGCAAUGUUUUGCUAACAUCAUGCCUGACAAAUGUCACUGUCUGAAACUUUACUCUAGAACCAGUUGUGUAAGUCUGGUAGGGAGGCUACUGAAACUCUACAUUUUAAUAAAUAUUUAUUUGCUAGUCCCUUCAACCCUUCUGCUUUUGUCCUUUCAAGCAACAAUGAUCUUGAAAGUCUUGGAGUUUGUAGGCUUUCAAAGAACUCCUGCCUCAUUUACCCUCUUUUCCCCCUCUAUCGCUUUUCUGUCUCUCUCCGUAAAUCUCUAACAUUCCUUUUCUUCCUCUCUCCAGCCGUUUGGACACAACCAGUCCCAGCAGGACAUCUUGCAGGAGAACACCAUACUGAAAGCCAAAGAGGUGCAGUUUCCCCCCAAACCUGUGGUCACCACAGAAGCCAAGGUACGCAACACACAUUUGUAAACACACACUUACUUGCAUGCACACAAACAUUCACACUCCGUCACUCUACCGUUCUCUUUCCACGCACACACACAAACUUUCAUUCACUCGCACACACACACUCUGUCACAGUCCGCUAAACCAUGUAAUCAAACUCCCAUCUCUUUAACUCCUCACAAUCGUUUACCCAGAUUAAAUUGUAUAGUGAGUGAACCAUCCACCAUUCCUUUAACUUCACAAAAUAAUCAAAAAGUUUGAUGCUUGGGAAAAUGGUCACAACGAGGGACCAGCGUGUGUGUGUUUCAGGGUAGGGGGGUGUGUCGAGCUCCAUCAGCUAGGACUAGACAUUGGAUAAUCAAAUCUCCCCAUUCUUGCUCAAUUUUGCAUGCAUUCUGUCGUGGACAAUUUUAGUACUGAGAGAGACUUGUCAUUUCUUUAACAAUCAUCUUUAUUCAAUAUCGAUUUAAUUAUUGCAAUAAUGAGACUGGUCGACCCAACAUUCUUGACUGUUGGCCGAGAACCUUUACAGAAAAUGCUGGUUCUUAUAUAGCUGACACUUGUUAGCGCAAGCUAUCUCUAGUGACCAUACGCCCAGAUUAGCUGCAGGGAGCUAGAGUGGAGACCAUGAAAACACUGCAUUCGUAGAACAGAAAUGACUUACUAUUUGUUAUGUAUUAAUAUCAAACACAUUUUUCUCUCACACUUCUCAAACAGAUACAACUGUAUAUUCAUUCACACAUCAAGUCUUCUCUUAAUUUGGGCUCUAAUGGAGCAACUGUUGAACAUCUGAGCUUGUGGUUGUUUUGUGGGGAGUGUGUAUGAGUGUGUGUAUCCCACAUCUGUUGCUAUAGGGUAAUGAUGUUAGGGACUACAGGAUGAAUCUCAAUUGUUUUCCAAAAUAAUAAUUGCUUGCCAAAAAUGUAAUUUUUGUAAUGCCUAUCCUGGUUAUAGGUAACAAUCCUUCCUAUGAACUGCCUACAUUAGUAUGCAUAUUAUUCGUUAAUUGUGGAAAUAAAUUAACUGUAAAUAAAUAAAAUAACUGUAUACAAUGCAAUUGAGGUGAGGGCGUUGGAAAUGCUUUUGGCAGGUAAUCUGCAUUGGUUCUGUGGGUGGCACUGUGUGCUCUUUUUAAAGGAUGGGGGGGGGGGGGCGAAAUAUACUUCUCCCAUGGGGCAAACAAACUCAAAAGGGGUGAUGAUAUUAAUGAACAAUAAUUUGGAUCAAAAUGUGCAAAUUGUUCAAACAGAUCCGCAAGGUAGAUGGAUUCUUUUAAAUAUGUUAUUGGACCAUAAACAGAUUUGGCUCGUUAAUCUAUACGGUCCAAAUAAUGAUAAUCCACGCUUCUUUGAAAAUAUAUAUACAAAUGUAUUAUAAAAUUCUAGCAAAAUGCAUUGAGUAUGGAAUUAAAAAGGUAUUGUAGGAUAUUAUUCAUUCUAAUCACACAUGUUUUUUACAUGGACGAUACAUUGGAUAUAGUAUAAGGCAAGUACUGGAAACGACUAGAAUUUAUAUAUAAAUGCCUGGAAUAUUUCAAUUUUGGAGAAUCUCUUAUACAAUGGGUUAAGGUUAUGUAUAGUAACCCUAGGUGUAAAAUAGUAAAUAAUGGCUACUUCUCAGAAAGUAUUAAACUGUCACAAGGAGUAAAACAAGGUUGUCCACUAUUGGCAUAUCUAUUUAUUAUGGCCAUCGAAAUGUUGGCUAUUAAAUAAUAUCAAGGGGCACUAGAAAUCUAGGGCUUAAAAACAAAGGUGUCAUUGUACGCUGAUGAUUCAUGUUUUCUUUCAAAUCCACAAUUUGGAUCCUUCCACAGCCACAUACAGGAUCUAGAUAAUUAUUCUAACCUCUGGAUUACAACCAAAUUAUGAUAUACAGUGGGGAGAACAAGUAUUUGAUACACUGCCGAUUUUGCAGGUUUUCCUACUUACAAAGCAUGUAGAGGUCUGUAAUUUUUAUCAUAGGUACACUUCCAAAAUCCAGAAAAUCACAUUGUAUGAUUUUUAAGUAAUUAAUUUGCAUUUUAUUGCAUGACAUAAGUAUUUGAUCACCAACCAACCAGUAAGAAUUCCGGCUCUCACAGACCUGUUAGUUUUUCUUUAAGAAGUCCUCCUGUUCUCCACUCAUUAUCUGUAUUAACUGCACCUUUUUGAACUCAUUACCUGUCUAAAAGACUCCUGUCCACACACUCAAUCAAACAAACUCCAACCUCUCCACAAUGGCCAAGACCAGAGAGCUGUGUAAGGACAUCAGGGAUAAAAUUGUAGACCUGCCCAAGGCUGGGAUGGGCUACAGGACAAUAGGCAAGCAGCUUGGUGAGAAGGCAACAACGGUUGGGGCAAUUAUUAACAAAUGGAAGAAGUUCAAGAUGACGGUCAAUCACCCUCGGUCUGGGUCUCCAUGCAAGAUCUCACCUCGUGGGGCAUCAAUGAUCAUGACGAAGGUGAGGGAUCAGCCCAGAACUACACGGCAGGACCUGGUCAAUGACCUGAAGAGAGCUGGGACCACAGUCUCAAAGAAAACCAUUAGUAACACACUACGCCGUCAUGGAUUCAAUUCCUGCAGCGCACGCAAGGUCCCCCUGCUCAAGCCAGCGCAUGUCCAGGCCCGUCUGAAGUUUGCCAAUGACCAUCUGGAUGAUCCAGAGGAGGAAUGGGAGAAGGUCAUGUGGUCUGAUGAGACAAAAAUUGAGCUUUUUGGUCUAACCUCCACUCGCCGUGUUUGGAGGAAGAAGGAGGAUGAGAACAACCCCAAGAACACCAUCCCAACCGUGAAGCAUGGAGGUGGAAACAUCAUUCUUUGGGGAUGCUUUUCUGCAAAGGGGACAGGCGACUGCACCGUAUUGAGGGGAGGAUGGAUGGGGCCAUGUAUCGCGAGAUCUUGGCCAACAACCUCCUUCCCUCAGUAAGAGCAUUGAAGAUGGGUCGUGGCUGGGUCUUCCAGCAUGACAACGACCCGAAACACACAGCCAGGGCAACUAAGGAGUGGCUCCGUAAGAAGCAUCUCAAGGUCCUGGAGUGGCCUAGCUAGUCUCCAGACCUGAACCCAAUAGAAAAUCUUUGGAGGGAGCUGAAAGUCCGUAUUGCCCAGCGACAGCCCCGAAACCUGAAGGAUCUGGAGAAGGUCUGUAUGGAGGAGUGGGCCAAAAUCCCUGCUGCAGUGUGUGCAAACCUGGUCAAGACCUACAGGGAACGUCUGAUCUCUGUAAUUGCAAACAAAGGUUUCUAUACCAAAUAUUAAGUUCUGCUUUUCUGAUGUAUCAAAUACUUAUGUCAUGCAAUAAAAUGAAAAUUAAUUACUUAAAAAUCAUACAAUGUGAUUUUCUGGAUUUUUGUUUUAGAUUCUGUCUCUCACAGUUGAAGUGUACCUAUGAUAAAAAUUACAGACCACUACAUGCUUUGUAAGUAGGAAAACCUGCAAAAUCGGCAGUGUAUCAAAUACUUGUUCUCCCCACUGUAUGUAUACAUACAUGCAGACAUACAUACAUAUAUAUAUAUACACACACAUACACAUAUUUUGUAUAUAUGGGGAUUGUAAAUGAUGCAGACAAUUACAUUGAUGGAAGCUACAAUCUAUCUGCAAUAUUAAAGCUGAUCUACCCCCUUUACCUCCCUCUCUCCGUCAGGCCUUCAUCCGCCGCUGCCUGGCCUACCGCAAGGAGGAGCGCAUCGACGUGCUGCAGCUGGCCCAAGACCCCUUCCUCAUGCCCCCCUUCCGCAAGGCCCUGGCCACUGGAGCCGGGCCCUUGGCGUCGGGCUCCACACCCUCCACGUCCAGCGCCUUCAACAGCAGUGCCUCAAACUGA